This is a messenger RNA of Alnus glutinosa, 1191 nucleotides long. RefSeq names its product 2-alkenal reductase (NADP(+)-dependent)-like. NCBI's taxonomy places the organism in Eukaryota, Viridiplantae, Streptophyta, Magnoliopsida, Fagales, Betulaceae. The record is from RefSeq and is a predicted model, not a curated record. The coding region runs from base 39 to 1106 and encodes 355 amino acids. The transcript is spliced from 5 exons. Gene Ontology annotation, molecular function: 2-alkenal reductase [NAD(P)H] activity.
GAAACAGAGACAGAAAGAGAAAGAGAGUUAGUUUAGCAAUGGCGAGCGUUAAUGCAGAGGAAGUAGGGAGCAACAAGCAGGUGAUAUUGAGGGACUACGUCACAGGUUUUUUGUACGUCACCACUAGUACCAUACAAUUGAAGGUCCCCGAAGGUUCCAACGCUGUUCUGGUGAAAAACCUCUACUUGUCCUGCGAUCCCUACAUGCGUGGCCUCAUGAGGCCAACCGGGUCCAUUAAAGCCAGCUACAUCAGCUCCUUCACGCCCGGUUCGCCCAUAACUGGACAUGGAGUGGCUAAAGUUCUGGAUUCUGCGGAUCCAAACUUCAAGAAAGGUAACUUGGUUUGGGGAAUCACCGGGUGGGAAGAAUAUAGUCUCAUCACAGAAACUGAUUUUCUGUUUAAAAUUCAAGACACAGAUGUGCCUCUUUCCUACUAUACUGGAAUUCUUGGUAAGCUUACUGCUUCUAAUUCUGUAUGCAUGCCUGGCAUGACUGCUUAUGGUGGUUUCUAUGAAGUUUGUUCUCCUAAGAAAGGAGAAUAUGUCUUCAUUUCUGCAGCUUCUGGUGCAGUUGGUCAGCUUGUUGGACAGUUUGCCAAAUUGUUGGGUUGUUUUGUCGUUGGAAGUGCUGGAAGUAAAGAAAAGGUUGAUCUUUUGAAAAAUAAGUUUGGUUUUGACGAUGCUUUCAACUAUAAGGAAGAGCCUGACUUGGAUGCAACUUUGAAAAGGUAUUUCCCAGAAGGCAUUGACAUUUACUUUGAGAAUGUUGGGGGUAAAACACUUGAUGCAGUGCUCCUAAACAUGAGAAUCCAUGGUCGCAUUGCUGCAUGUGGAAUGAUCUCACAGUAUAAUCUUGAUCAGCCUGAAGGCGUGAAAAAUUUGAUGUAUCUCAUAUACAAUCGAAUCCAUAUUCAAGGAAUUGCAGUUUUUGAUUACUAUCAUCUCUAUCCCAAGUUCUUAGACUUUGUGUUGCCUUACAUCAGAGAAGGGAAGAUAGUGUAUGUGGAAGACAUAGCUGAAGGCCUUGAGAGUGGCCCAGCUGCCCUGGUUGGACUUUUUAGUGGUCGCAAUGUUGGAAAACAAGUCGUUGUAGUUGCUCGCGAAUAGUUUAUCCCUGUCUUUUGCACCUGUUAUUGCUUUCGUUUGUUAUCAUCCAACUUAAUUGGCAACACAGCUCAUUUUGGCAAAAUAA